This is a messenger RNA of Trichoplusia ni (cabbage looper), 3943 nucleotides long. RefSeq names its product structural maintenance of chromosomes protein 1A (gene SMC1). Gene Ontology annotation, cellular component: nucleus; cohesin complex; chromosome. Lineage: Eukaryota; Metazoa; Arthropoda; Insecta; Lepidoptera; Noctuidae. The transcript has 27 exons. Bases 84 to 3773 code for a protein of 1229 amino acids. Gene Ontology annotation, molecular function: protein binding; DNA binding; ATP hydrolysis activity. The record is from RefSeq and is a predicted model, not a curated record. Gene Ontology annotation, biological process: sister chromatid cohesion.
ACUUGUUUGACAGAUAGCUUUGUUGAUGUGACGAUGUUUGGCGCUAUUAUUUUAUUUACUUGAAUUGACUUAAAUUAUUUCGAAUGGUGGUGCAAAACUACUUGACUGCAGCCAAAAUGCCGGCAUUUCUUAAGUAUAUUGAUAUGGAAAACUUCAAGUCCUAUCGGGGGCACCACCGCAUAGGACCUCUGAAAUCGUUUACAGCGGUGGUAGGCCCCAACGGUUCAGGAAAGUCAAACUUCAUGGAUGCUGUGAGUUUUGUGAUGGGAGAGAAGACUUCCUUGCUGCGUGUGAAGCGCCUCAGUGAUCUGAUACACGGAGCAUCCAUCAACAAACCUGUGUCUAGAAGUGCUUCAGUAACAGCAACAUUUGUGCUUGAAGACCUCACUGAGAAGCAGUUCCAGAGGUCAGUCAUAGGACAGUCUUCUGAACACAAGAUUGAUGGACAGUCUGUAUCAACAUCACACUACCUGAGCGAGCUGGAAAAGCUGGGCAUCAAUGUGAAGGCCAAGAACUUCCUGGUGUUCCAGGGAGCCGUGGAGAGCAUCGCCAUGAAGAACCCCAAGGAAAGGACUGCUCUCUUUGAGGAGAUCAGUGGGUCGGGAGUCCUGAAGGAGCAGUACGAGGCGUGUCGCGCGGAAGUGAACCGCGCGGACGAGGAGGCGCAGUUCUCUUACCAGAAGAAGAAGGGGGUGGCCGCCGAGAGGAAGGAGGCCAAGUUCGAGAAGGAGGAGGCAGAGAAGUACACAAGGCUUAAGGAGGAACUGCAAGAACAAAAAGUCGAGCUCCAGCUGUUCCACCUCUACCACAAUGAGAAAGAGAUCCAGUCCAAUGAAGAAGACCUGCAGCACAAGCAAUCUGAACUCACUAAAGUGGAGAAGAAGCGCCAGAAGGCUGAGGAAGCCCUGAAGGAGAAGAAGAAGGAGGCGGGAACUGCGGCGCGCGAGCUGGCGAAGAUCGAGCAGGAGAUCAGGGAAGUGGAAGCAGAAAUCUCCAAGAAGCGUCCGACCUUCAUAAAAGCCAAAGAACGAGUGACCCACACACAGAAGAAGCUCGAGAGUGCAAUGAAGACAUUAGAACAGGCUCGGAAGGCGCACGAGGCUCACCAGGCGGACAUCAAGAAGCUGGAGGACGAGCUGCGCCAGGUGGAGGAGCAGAAGGCGGAGUGGGAGCAGACCACGCUCGGGGCCUCACACGCGGGCCGCGCCGACGUGCAUCUGGAGGAGGCGCAGAUCCGCGAGUACGAGGAGCUGAAGAUGGAGGCGUCCCGCCAGGCGGCGCGCUACCUGCAGGAGCUGGACUCCGUGAACCGCGAGCAGAAGGCGGACCAGGACCGCCUGGACAACGAGCUGCGCCGCAAGGGGGAGCUCGAGAACAAGCACAGGCAGAAGGGACACGAGAGAAACGAGGCUAUGAAGCGAGUGGACAAGCUGAACGAGCACAUCAAGAGCUCGGAGCAGGCGCUCGAGGAACAGAGGAGGCUGCGUGCUGAAUUACAGGCGGACGUGGGCGAGUGUCGCGGGCGCGCGGCGGAGCUGCAGGCGCAGCUGGAGGCCGUGGCCGCCGCGCUGGGCGACGCGCGCGUCGACAAGCACGAGGAGGCCAGGCGACGCAAGAAGCAGGAGAUCGUCGAGAGCUUCAAGCGGGACAUACCCGGCGUCUACGACCGCAUGAUUAACAUGUGCCAACCGACUCACAAGCGAUACAACGUGGCCAUCACUAAAGUGCUCGGCAAGUACAUGGAGGCCAUCGUCGUCGACACGGAGAAGACCGCGAGACGCUGUAUACAGGUUUUAAAAGAGAGAAUGUUGGAACCAGAAACCUUCCUUCCUUUAGAUUAUAUUCAAGCCAAACCAUUGAGGGAGCGAUUGAGGGACAUAAAGGAGCCCAAGAACGUGAAGCUGUUGUUCGACGUGCUCCGCUUCGAGCCGGCCGCCAUCCACCGCGCGGUCCUGUUCGUCACCAACAACGCGCUCGUCUGCGAGACCCCCGAGGACGCCUCGCGCGUGGCCUACGACCUGGACCGCAGCAAGAACAGCCGCUACGAUGCGCUGGCGCUGGACGGUACGUUCUACCAGAAGUCGGGCAUCAUCUCGGGCGGCUCGCUGGACCUGGCGCGGAAGGCCAAGCGCUGGGACGAGAAGCAUCUGUCGCAACUCAAGUCCAAGAAGGAGAAACUGACGGAGGAGCUGCGCGAGUCCAUGAAGAAGUCCCGCAAGGAGUCGGAGCUGACCACCGUGGACUCGCAGAUCCGGGGGCUGGAGUCGCGACUCAAGUACGCCAUCACCGACAGGGACACCACGCUCAAGCAAAUAAAGGCUCUGGACGCGGAGUUAGCUGAGCUCGAGAGGAAGAUGGACUUGUUUGGACCGCAAGUGGAGGACAUCGAGCGCACGAUCCGCGCGCGCGACGCCAAGAUCCAGGAGGUGAAGGAGAACAUGAACAACGUGGAGGACGUCGUGUUCCGCGGCUUCUGCAGGGACAUCGGGGUCGCUAAUAUACGGCAGUACGAGGAGCGCGAGCUGCGCGCGCAGCAGGAGCGCGCCAAGCGGCGCAUGGAGUUCGACGCGCACAUCGACAGGAUCACCUCCAACCUGGAGUUCGAGAGGUCGCGCGACACGCAGAAGAACGUGACCCGCUGGGAGCGCGCCGUGCAGGACGCGGAGGACGAGCUGGAGGGGGGGCGUCAGGCAGAGGCCAAGCAGAGGCAGGAGAUAGACGCCGACCUGCGCAGGGCCGACACGCUCAAGGCCGAGCGGGCCGGCGCCCGGGCCAAGCAGGAACACGCCGACGACGACGUCAACAAGGCCCGCAAAGACCUGACCAGUAUUCAGAAGGACAUCCAGUCGGUGCAGAAACAGAUCUCCAACAUAGAAUCUCGUAUCGAGAGCAAACGGAGCGACAGACACAAUAUACUACGACAAUGCAAGAUCGAUGACAUAAUCAUCCCGUUACUAGAAGGCAACCUGGACGAUACAGCGGACACCGAGUCUGACCCCUCAACCACACAAGUGUACCGCAAGGAAUCCAGGAUCCGUGUGGACUACCGGUCGUUAUCGGAGAACCUGAAGGACCUGGAGGAGCCGGACGAGAUCAAACGGAAGGCCGACAAGCUGCAGAAAGCGAUCAACUCGCUGCAGAACACCGUCGAUAAGAUACAGGCGCCUAAUAUGAGGGCGAUGCAAAAACUAAACGAAGUUCGUGAGAAAGUAAACGCUACGAAUGAGGCAUUCGUCGCCGCCAGGAAGCGAGCGCACAAAGCUAAACUAGCAUUCGAAAAGGUGAAGAAAGAGCGUCACGAUAAGUUUAUCGAGUGUUUCGAACAUGUCGCAAACGAAAUAGACGCUAUCUACAAAGCCUUGGCUAUGAACCAGUCCGCGCAGGCGUUCCUGGGCCCCGAGAACCCCGAGGAGCCGUACCUGGACGGCAUCAACUACAACUGCGUGGCUCCCGGGAAGCGCUUCCAGCCCAUGUCCAACCUGUCCGGAGGGGAGAAGACCGUGGCCGCGCUCGCGCUACUGUUCGCCAUACACAGCUACCAGCCGGCGCCGUUCUUCCUGCUGGACGAGAUCGACGCCGCCCUGGACAACACCAACAUCGGCAAGGUGGCCUCUUACAUCCGCAGCAAGAAGGGCAGUCUGCAGACCAUCGUCAUCUCCCUCAAGGAGGAGUUCUACGGCUGUGCCGACGCGCUCGUCGGGAUCUGCUCAGAGCCCGCGGAUUGCCUCGUGAGUGACGUGAUGACGCUAAGCCUGGAGCAGUACAGCGACUAGUGUGGUCGCCCGGCGCCGCCUUCAUUAUAAUUAUAUAGAUUUUAAUAUAAACAUAUUUUUAUACUUGAAUGUUUUAGAUGUCAUUCCCUACCUUACUGAUUACUGAUGUUACAUUGUGUCGUUCAGAAAAUUUCAAUGUAAUUAAAUUAAGUGUUAAGUUGACAUAGGAA